CCGUGACACCACAUUUGCCUAUAUAAGUAAAGUCUACACGCAAUAUCAAGAACAAACCAUAGCCAUUGAAUUUUGAUCUAUCAGAGUUUCUUAAAGAUAAUCUUUUUUGGUGUGAAGAACAAAGAAAAAAUGUGUCCGGUGGAGAACAAAUGGGUCAAGGUGAGUCAAAAGGGAGCUGGUCCUGGACCGAGAAGCUCACACGCCAUGACCGUCGUUGGGAACAAAGUUUACUGUUUCGGCGGUGAGCUGAAGCCGACGAUCCAUAUCGACAACGAUCUUUACGUUUUCGAUAUCCAGAGUCAAGAAUGGUCUAUAGCUCCUGCGACAGGGGAAGCCCCUUUCCCCUGUUUUGGAGUCUCGAUGGUCACGAUCGGUACAACGAUCUACGUCUACGGUGGCCGUGAUGAUCAGCGGAAGUACAACGGUUUGUAUUCUUAUGACACUGUGACUAAUGAGUGGAAAAUGUUAUCUCCUGUUGAAGAAGGGCUCCCUGGUCGUAGCUACCAUUCAAUGGCUUGUGAUGAUCGUAAAGUUUAUGUCUUUGGUGGUGUUACUGCUAAGGGACGUGUGAACACGCUUCACGCUUACGAUGUUGUUGAUCAGAAGUGGGUUGAGUAUCCUGAUGCUGGGGAAGCUUGUAAAGGGCGAGGAGCACCGGGGCUUGUGGUUGUGGAAGGGAAAAUUUGGGUUUUGUUUGGGUUUGAUGGUAAUGAAUUGGGUGAUAUUCAUUGUUUUGAUCUGGCUAGUGAGAAAUGGACUGCUGUGGAGACCACCGGGGAUGUACCGUCGGCGAGAAGCGUGUUUCCGGCGGUUUCUUACGGGAAAUACAUUGUUAUAUAUGGUGGGGAGGAAGAGCCGCAUGAGCUUAUGCAUAUGGGAGCUGGGAAGAUGAGUGGAGAGCUUUACAAGCUUGAUACAGAGACGUUAGUGUGGGAGAGGAUUGUCUGUGGGAAAGAGGAGGAGAAGCCGAGCCAACGCGGGUGGUGUGCGUUUACUGCAGCGGUUAAGGAUGGUGAGGAAGGUCUGUUAGUUCAUGGUGGGAAUUGUCCGACCAAUGAGCGGCUUGAUGAUUUGGUGUUUUGGGGUUUCUCUCAUCUUAGUGUCAAUUAAUGAGUUACCUUUGUGUCUUUUCGUUUGUAAACUACUUUGUGUCUGUGUGUGUUGUUGUUUUAAGGAGUUUAUGUGUUGAUGAUAUGUAACUUCUAAGUAAGUGUCUAAGAUGAAGGAGCUAUGUGUGUUGAAAAAUUUGCUACCUGUUCCAAAUAUUUUAUCAAGUUUGGUGAUUUAAGAAAAAGCUUGUCGA
Camelina sativa (false flax) is the source of this 1303-nucleotide messenger RNA. Its product is annotated as thiohydroximate-O-sulfate sulfur/sulfate-lyase (nitrile-forming) NSP5. Gene Ontology annotation, biological process: nitrile biosynthetic process. Gene Ontology annotation, molecular function: protein binding; enzyme regulator activity. Gene Ontology annotation, cellular component: nucleus; cytosol. NCBI's taxonomy places the organism in Eukaryota, Viridiplantae, Streptophyta, Magnoliopsida, Brassicales, Brassicaceae. The record is from RefSeq and is a predicted model, not a curated record.